Molecule: messenger RNA, 2202 nt
Organism: Herpailurus yagouaroundi (jaguarundi)
Lineage: Eukaryota; Metazoa; Chordata; Mammalia; Carnivora; Felidae
Gene: UGP2
Product: UDP-glucose pyrophosphorylase 2
Exons: 10
Coding region: 320-1846 (508 amino acids)
Biological process (GO): UDP-alpha-D-glucose metabolic process
Molecular function (GO): UTP:glucose-1-phosphate uridylyltransferase activity
Source: RefSeq, a predicted model, not a curated record
UCGUGUGAUUUUACCUUUUCCGGGAGUCUCCAGCUGGCCCUGGUUUGUGUCAGGAGCGCAGUGUAGACAGGAGUUCUAAGUAGACUCAGUCUCACUAAGUUUCUUCUCUUUGGAAGUGGGGGAGGUUUUCCUGUUUUUUUUUUUUUUUUUUUUAAGGCAGUUUUAAUAGCUUUGAAUACUCUCUUAAGUGGCUAAACAUAGGAAGGGGAGAAAGAACACGUCGGUUGUUAAAGCAGGGGAGGAAGAGAUACCUGCCCUAUAGCGUAACUCCUCUAGAAAUUAAUAUAUACACAUCACAGUAUUUUAAUAAAUCCCUAAAAUGUCGAGAUAUGUACAAGAUCUUAGCAAAGCCAUGUCUCAGGAUGGUGCUUCUCAGUUCCAAGAAGUCAUUCGACAAGAGCUAGAAUUAUCUGUGAAGAAGGAACUGGAAAAAAUACUUACCACAGCGCCAUCACAUGAGUUUGAGCACACUAAAAAAGACCUUGAUGGAUUUCGGAAGCUAUUCCAUCGAUUUUUGCAAGAAAAGGGACCUUCUGUGGAUUGGGGGAAAAUCCAGAGACCUCCAGAAGAUUCGAUUCAGCCCUAUGAAAAGAUAAAGGCCAGAGGCUUACCUGAUAAUAUAUCUUCUGUACUAAAUAAGCUGGUGGUGGUGAAACUCAAUGGUGGUUUGGGAACCAGCAUGGGCUGCAAAGGUCCGAAAAGUCUGAUCGGUGUGAGGAAUGAGAAUACCUUUUUGGAUCUGACUGUUCAGCAAAUUGAACAUUUGAACAAAACCUACAAUACAGAUGUUCCUCUUGUUCUAAUGAACUCUUUUAACACGGAUGAAGAUACAAAAAAAAUACUACAGAAGUACAAUCAUUGUCGUGUGAAAAUCUACACUUUUAAUCAAAGCAGGUACCCGAGGAUUAAUAAGGAAUCUUUACUGCCUGUAGCAAAGGAUGUCUCGUACUCAGGGGAAAAUACAGAAGCUUGGUACCCUCCAGGUCACGGUGAUAUUUACGCCAGUUUCUACAACUCUGGUUUGCUUGACACCCUUAUAGGAGAAGGCAAAGAGUAUAUUUUUGUGUCCAACAUAGAUAAUCUGGGUGCCACUGUGGAUCUUUAUAUUCUUAAUCAUCUAAUGAACCCACCCAAUGGGAAACCCUGUGAAUUUGUCAUGGAAGUCACAAAUAAAACACGUGCAGAUGUAAAGGGUGGGACCCUCACUCAGUAUGAAGGCAAACUGAGACUGGUGGAAAUCGCUCAAGUGCCAAAAGCACAUGUUGAUGAGUUCAAGUCUGUAUCAAAAUUCAAAAUAUUUAACACAAACAACCUGUGGAUCUCUCUUGCGGCAGUUAAAAGACUGCAAGAGCAAAAUGCUAUUGAUAUGGAAAUCAUCGUGAAUCCAAAGACUUUGGAUGGAGGCCUGAAUGUCAUUCAGUUAGAAACUGCAGUAGGGGCUGCCAUUAAAAGUUUUGAGAACUCUCUAGGUAUUAAUGUUCCUAGGAGCCGUUUUCUACCUGUCAAAACCACAUCAGAUCUCUUGCUUGUGAUGUCAAACCUCUAUAGCCUUAAUGCAGGAUCUUUGACAAUGAGUGAAAAGAGGGAAUUUCCUACAGUACCCUUGGUUAAAUUAGGCAGUUCUUUUACAAAGGUUCAGGAUUAUCUAAGGAGAUUUGAAAGUAUACCAGAUAUGCUUGAAUUGGAUCACCUCACAGUUUCAGGAGAUGUGACAUUUGGCAAGCAUGUUUCACUAAAGGGAACAGUUAUCAUCAUUGCAAAUCAUGGUGACCGAAUUGACAUCCCACCUGGAGCAGUAUUAGAGAACAAGAUUGUAUCUGGGAACCUUCGGAUCUUGGACCACUGAAAUGAAAAAAAAAAAAAUACUGUGUACACUUCAUACUAAUUAUGGGCUAAACAGUUUCUUAACGAUGAAAUGUUCUCUAGGAUUCUAAAAUUGGCAGGUACUUUACUAUGCUACUGUACCCUGCAGUGUUAAUUUUUAAAGUAGAGUUUGCAAUAUGCUUUUAGUCCAAGAAAAGCACAGUUGGAAGCAAUACUUUUCUUUAAUGAGGAUCCUGAAAGUUCAUCUUAAAGUGCAAUAUUGUUUAAUCUUAAAACUGGGGCAGCUCUGCUGGAACAUCUUUGAACAGAGGCCUCAAUGAUGGUCACUUUGAAUUGCUUGUGAUUUAAAAAAUAAAGCUGUGAGGCAAUCCAUGUGUA